CACUGACGCGCGUGAGACCAGGCACUGUGUGGAGGAUGAUGACCCGAAUGAUCGCCUACUACGUCGCCAGUACGAUGUUGGCUGCUUUCGUUGGCAUCAUCGUGGUCGCCAUCUUUUCCCCCGGCAAGCAGAUCCUGGAGACCGACGUCAGCAAGAUUGGCGUGUCUGGUCUCGACACGUUUUUGGACUUCGUUAGGAAUAUGUUUCCGGAGAACAUCGUCCAAGCCUGCUUCCAACUGCACCGAACAGUUCGCAUUGCCCAACCGCCGCGCUUUGUCCCGUUGGGCGUUAAUGCAAGCGAACUCGAGCCGGACAUCAUAAGAAAACUGCAGUACUCAGACGGCCUCAACAUCUUUGGUAUCAUUGUUUUCUGCUCCGCGUUCGGCUUGUUCGCCGGCUUCAUGGGUGAGACGACCGUCAUCAUGGUGGACUUCUUUUCCGUGCUGAACGUGCUCACUAUGAAGCUGGCUUACCUGGUCAUGUGGUACUUCCCUAUUGGCGUGGUCUUCCUGCUGAGUGCGUCCAUCGGUCGUGGAGAUGACCUGGGAGAGCAGGCCAUCAACGUCGGCGCGUACAUAGGCACCGUAAUGACGGGUCUGGCCAUCCACUCGCUCAUCGUGCUGCCCCUCAUCUACUACUCCUUCGUGCGCAAAAACCCGCUCGUGUUUGCCAAGAACCUGCUCCACGCAUUCGUCACAGCCUUCGGCACGUCGGACAGUGUGGCAACGCUCCCCGUGACAUUCAUGUGCCUCGAGCAGAACAACAAGCUUGACAGGCGCGUCACGAGGUUCGUGGCACCCAUCGCUUCGGCCUUCAACCUCGACGGUACCGCCCUCUACGCCGCCAUCGGCACCAUAUUUAUCGCCAACCUGAGUGGCAUCGAGUUGGACUUUGCGCACUACUUGGCCAUAUGCGUCGCAGCUGCCCUCACUAGCUUCGCAAACCGAGGGAUACCCAACGCGGGAGUCAUCACAAUGAUCCUUGUGCUGAAAGCUGGUGGCAUCGGCCCGUCUCACAUCGGGCUCCUCUUGGCCGUCGACUGGAUAAUGAACCGGUGCCGCACCUGUGUCAACGUCUUCAGCCAGUCCAUAGCAGUGGCCAUAGUUCACCACUCUGUAGAGAUGGAGUUGAAGAGGAAUCAGAAUGCUCUGGAGCACUGGCCGGUUGACGAACUUACCCUGGAGAGAAAAAAGUACACUUCCAACCGCUAAAUACUCUACGCAUUCAACGUCACACACGAAGAAAUUGACGUAUAUUACAGACGGGUCCACUGUUAAAGAAAACGCUGUUAAAGGGGCAUGCCCGGAUUUCAUUCUCUUGCAUACCCUGUUAAAAAUACUAGCCGAACACGACGACAGGAACUUCUGAUGUCUUCUCGUAUUUUGGGGCACGACACGCUGUUGUUACCCUGUCUGUCGUGUGGCUCUGUUGGGGCUUGUUGUGUUAACAGGUUUCUGUAGUGCCACAACCAAUUUCUCGUGUUUUUACAGGGACAGUUCUGUUGAGACAACACAUUUUUCAGCGCUACUAUAAACACUUGUAGUAAUUCAGCUCCCUGUUGUAACAACACACACGCAACAGAAUUCACUUUUAUUGUCACGACAAAAGAUAUCGAUUAUAGAACGGAAAAGUUCAUCGCUGCUCCGGGAAGCUGUAGCAACUACAGAUAAAUCUUGCUGUAGCAAGAGUGAUUUCUCUUGGCCUGAUGGAAAAUUAUGUUGUCUUUUUUUAACUGGGGAAGCAUAGUGGCUUGGAUUUCCAUAAGGUUACUGGUGGUUGACAGCUUCAACCAUUUUUGACAGACUAGUGUCGUGCACGGUCUUUGUUUACACACAAACUUGCAGUUAGGGCAGCAAUAUGAAGUGUGCACAUUCGAGUGUUCACUUUAACAGUGGACUGUACUGUACAUCAGUGACCUGAAGCAUCACUCCUUGAAAGCUGCUCGCAAAUAUCAGUAAUCCCAAACCGUAUCGGUCUCCCUGAGGGGUGCGUUUACGGCGCACCACUUCCACUGAUGUUCAAGUUAAAAACACUUCGGCAAAUAAAACUCAUCUCAUCCCGUGUACAUCAUAAACAAGAGGCUGCACUAUAAAUAACUGCACACAAACAGCCACACUCACAGAAACUCACUGGCAAACAAACGAGCUGGCAUACCAAACCAAGCUGGACAAAAGUCCACAUGUACAUCAAUUGACAUACAACAAUCGUCGUCACAUUAUCCAAGUUUGCACAUCUUUAUGGGUCACAUUACUAAAGAUGCCAAACUCGAGCCUCCGUUACAUCUCCCAUAGUACGGAUCUCUGCACAACAAAUUAGACAACGAGCGAAGAAGACGUCUGUCUUUGAUGUGGAGUACGCAAACGUGCAGUUUUUUUGCAGAUAUGAUCCCCAUCAACAUACUGCACAACAUUCAGCAGCACAUUAAGUAAUGCCACUACAAAUCCAGAGAAUAUGCUAAGGAAGAAUCUUUAUGUCAACAAUAUUAACGUUGUCGUCGCAUUUGCUGAAUUAUUCUGUGCCACUACGUCCCAACAAUGGCUUUCGUGCUUGUGUUCACCGUCGCUGUAUUCAACUGCUCUAAAGAAAAAUCCGCAUACUGUAUGCCGAAUAAAAGCUUUCGUUUAAGUUUUCAUAAA
Molecule: messenger RNA, 2636 nt
Organism: Rhipicephalus sanguineus (brown dog tick)
Lineage: Eukaryota; Metazoa; Arthropoda; Arachnida; Ixodida; Ixodidae
Product: excitatory amino acid transporter 2
Biological process (GO): L-glutamate transmembrane transport
Cellular component (GO): plasma membrane
Molecular function (GO): neutral L-amino acid transmembrane transporter activity; L-glutamate transmembrane transporter activity; glutamate:sodium symporter activity
Source: RefSeq, a predicted model, not a curated record